Molecule: messenger RNA, 602 nt
Organism: Myripristis murdjan (pinecone soldierfish)
Lineage: Eukaryota; Metazoa; Chordata; Actinopteri; Holocentriformes; Holocentridae
Gene: gng10
Product: guanine nucleotide binding protein (G protein), gamma 10
Exons: 3
Coding region: 92-298 (68 amino acids)
Biological process (GO): G protein-coupled receptor signaling pathway
Cellular component (GO): heterotrimeric G-protein complex
Molecular function (GO): G-protein beta-subunit binding
Source: RefSeq, a predicted model, not a curated record
AUUUGUUGCCCAUUAGUGAAGUCUGCUGCUGUGUCAAGACUGAAGAGGCAAUUACAAGGAAUUCUUCUCUCCCAAAACAAAUUCCACCAACAUGACCUCUAAUUCCAAUCUAUCCAACAUGCGACGGCUGGUGGAACAACUGAAGCUGGAGGCCAGCGUGGAGAGAAUCAAGGUGUCCCAGGCCGCUGCAGAGCUCCAGCAGUAUUGUCUGCAGAACGCAGGCAAGGAUGCUCUGCUGGUUGGUGUUCCCACAGGGAGCAACCCGUUCAGGGAACCCCGCUCCUGUGCCAUCGUGUGAACUCCAAGCAGCCCCAAGGUCAGAGUCCACACAGAGAAAGGAUGAGCGGACACAACCAGCGGUGGCAACUCACUCACCAAAGAAACUAGUCCUUUUGUUGCUGUUGUUUUUCUCCCCUCACAUUUGUUCAUUUGAAGGAUGUUUUCUUUAUGUUACAUUACUGAUGAUGAAAUAUUUCUUUUUUUUUUUUUUUUUUAAAGAUUAAUUGAGGUAAACAUGAAAAGGGCAGAGCUGUUUUUUUUUCCCAACAAAAUGCUUAUUUUACUACACUGUAACAAUACAAGAUGUUUAUUUGUGUACUGAU